Messenger RNA from Coregonus clupeaformis (lake whitefish), 3357 nucleotides. RefSeq names its product transcription factor E2F8-like. Gene Ontology annotation, biological process: regulation of transcription by RNA polymerase II. NCBI's taxonomy places the organism in Eukaryota, Metazoa, Chordata, Actinopteri, Salmoniformes, Salmonidae. Gene Ontology annotation, molecular function: RNA polymerase II cis-regulatory region sequence-specific DNA binding; DNA-binding transcription factor activity, RNA polymerase II-specific. The record is from RefSeq and is a predicted model, not a curated record. Gene Ontology annotation, cellular component: RNA polymerase II transcription regulator complex. The transcript has 14 exons. The coding region runs from base 281 to 3091 and encodes 936 amino acids.
UGGCCCUCAAAUAAACCUAUUUUACUCACUUGGGGAAUGACUACAUGGCAAAAGUCCUUUUGGCUCUCCUUUUAAACCUUUAGUGUGAAUUAGCUGAUCGUCUGGUUCCGAAAUUGCAUGGGGACAUUGACAACAUUUCAACAUUUUUCCAGAUAUUAGGAUUGUUUUGUCAGCCAAUAGCAAAGCACACUUUUAUCACCGAUGGCUUUAGCUGCUUGACUUCGCAAGGGGGUGCAAACAAGAAUUUGAGAGGGGAACAAAUGUAACCUGUGGGUGGAAAAUGUCGAGCACUUUACCUGAGUCCCAGAAUCUGAGACAUAAAACACAAACCACCACCUCUAACCACAAGGGUAAUGUCUUUGCAGAGCCACAAGCACUGACAAAAUCACCAAGGAAAGCAUCUACCCAAGGCACUGUACUAACAGAGAUUCAAUCCAACAUGGGACCCCUUACGACCCCAACUAAAGGAAGGGAGACUGGGACUGGUGAGCCUUGGACCCCAACUUCCAAUUUGAAAAUGCUGAUCAGCGCUGCCAGCCCUGAGAUCAGGAACAGAGAGAAAGAGCUGUGUAUGGACCCUGAGGGAGGGGAUGCCAUGGACUCUGAGCUUGGAGAGGAAGGGGAGAAACAGAUCAGCAGAAAAGAGAAGAGUCUGGGUUUGCUCUGUCACAAGUUCCUGGCCCGCUACCCAGAUUACCCCAACCCUGCCCUCAACAACGACAUCAGUCUGGAUGAUGUUGCCACAGAGCUUAACGUGGAGCGCAGGCGCAUCUAUGACAUCAUGAACGUGCUAGAGAGCCUGCACAUGGUCAGCCGACUGGCCAAGAAUCGCUACAUGUGGCAUGGGCGUGCUAACCUGCCACAGACCCUGGCCAGGUUGCGGCAGGUGGGCGAGGAGCACCGCUACGGGCAACAGAUGCAGCAGAUCCGCCAGCGCAGCCUGGAAAAGGAGUUUGACUCGGACGGCGAGGAGAAGGAGAACGAGGAGGUGGAGGGAGGAGGAGAACAGGGACAGAAGGAGAUGUUCUUCGUGGAGCUUCCUGGGGUGGAGUUUAAAGCAGCCUCAGUGAACAGCAGGAAGGACAAGUCUCUGAGGGUGAUGAGCCAGAAGUUUGUCAUGUUGUUCCUGGUGUCCACACCUCGGGUGGUCAGUUUGGAGGUGGCUGCAAGGAUCCUCAUUGGAGAGGACCAGGUAGCUGAUCAGGACAAGAGCAAGUUCAAGACUAAGGUCCGCAGGCUGUAUGAUAUAGCCAACGUGCUGCGGAGCCUGAAGCUGAUAGAGAAGGUCCAUGUGACAGAGGAGAGAGGGAGGAAGCCAGCCUUCGAGUGGACUGGCCCUGAGGACUUCCCCAAUGUGAAGGAGACCACCACCACUGCCACUAUAGCCACUGCCAAGAGGACACUUGAGUCUCGUGCCUCCGUAGACAACUGUGCCAAAAAUCUCUUCUCCUCUCCGGGGAGCAAACGCAGCUUCACCCGCCACCCCUCCCUCAUCAAACUGGCCAAGAGCAUCCAGGAAGACCGGCGCAAGAUCAACUCAGCUCCCACCAGCCCUGUCAAGAAUGAUUCUUCGGCCAGCGAGUUCUUUCCCACCAAAAUGGCCCAACUAGCGGCCAUCUGUAAGAUCCAGCUUGACCAGCAAUCAAACAAGGUUGUUGACAGGACAUCUAAGCUUGCCGUUAAUGUGACUGAGGCAGUGCCAGCUCAUCAACAGAGAGCUGCUAAAAAGCCAGGAGCUCCCCAGCCGCCAGUAUUAACAUCCACAGAAUCCCGUGCCAGCACUGUCCACCUCACCCCACAGGCACAGUUCACCCCCCAGCCUACUGGGGCAAUGUCCUUCCACCCUGCCCAGUGUUCACCCCUCAUCCCUGUGCUGCUGCCCCAACACCAGGGAGGCGGACCCUACGCCAUCUACAUGCACCCCUCUUCCUUCAGGCCACACCCCCUAACCAGGCCUCAGCCAACCAGCCUCGCCGUGCGCUCCAUGACCUUCGAGGAUAAGAUGGGGCGGAGUCCAAGUGAUGUCACAGUGCAAGGCAACUCGCCUGCUACAAACAAGCUGCCAACCAGCAGCCCCUCAGCACUAAAACGUGUGUGUUCAGAGAGACCCUCCGAGGGAAGCCCCUCCAAGGCCAAGAGGAUUGACCCCAGCACCAGGGACACGUCUCCUAAGCUGUGUGAGAUCCUCCAGGCUCGUCUGAAGGCGCGUCGCGGAGGUCUCCUCUCCAACCGUCCCUCGCCCCGAGCGCUCCACCUGGACCCCGAGUUCGUCAACACCCCUGGGAGCUCAGCGGCCGCCGCAGCCAAUCAGACACUGGAGCAGAACCUGGAGACCUUCCUGGAGAAGGAGGAGAAGGUCGCAACCUCAGACAGCGAGGCAGGGCUCACGCCGGUCAGAGCUGUUCCACUGACCCCCCAACACCUACACACAGAGACUCUGAUCCCCACUGGCUACCUGAUCCCUAUCUCCCAGCAGUCCCUCUUCAGCUACAAAGACCUCCACAACACAGAGAGCAGCAAAGCCUCCACACCCACCUACAACAUCUACCACACACCCACUGCAGGCUCUAGACCUCCCCCAAUCCAGGAGUUCACCCCCACCAGCCUCCCCCUCCACAGGCCUCCCCCCGCCUCGCCCUUCUCUGCCCAGGGACACCGCUUCCACAGCCCCAGCCCUGCCAUCCUCAACUUCACCCUGCAGAACCUGGGCCUCAUCCCUGGCUCUGUGCCCGCUUGCAGCCCUGGCACUGCCCACACCCCGGAGCACCCCAGCUCCAUGCCCAGCCCCCUGCCUCCCCACCUGGGCCUGCAUCAGAGGGGCGGCAUGGUCUUCGUUAAGCCCAUGUCCCCCGUGCCAGUCCAACAUCAGAUGACCGGCCCAGGCGGGCAACCACUCACGCUAAUCAGCCUACAGCAGAUGACCACGCCCAAAGGGACGGCCCUCCCCCAGCACAGUUUCUUCCACACCCCUGUCUCCCUGUCCCCGCUGGCUACCGUGGUAACCACCAGCCACGGACACACGGCGCCGGCGGGCGCUAAAAGCGUUUACAUCCCUCAGAGGAAGCUGGAGGUCACCACUGAGGACACCUAAAGACUAUGCUGCUACACAACCUCUGUGUGUCAACCAGCCCUUCAAUGUGUGUGUGUGUGUGUCUGUGCAUGUCUGCAUGGUUUUCUAGGGUUUGACUGUUGUAUUUUUAAGGCGUACUGUAGGUUGAGGGAUUUUGUGUUCUAGGGUAUGUGAUGUCUCCAAAUGAUUUCAUCUUAAAACUGGUCCACGGGUUAUUCCAGCGUUUCCCAAACUCGGCCCUCAGGACCCCAAGGGGUGCACGUUUUGGUUUUUGCACUACACAGCUG